Messenger RNA from Osmia lignaria (orchard mason bee), 5417 nucleotides. Lineage: Eukaryota; Metazoa; Arthropoda; Insecta; Hymenoptera; Megachilidae. The record is from RefSeq and is a predicted model, not a curated record.
ACGAAUGAUACGAAGUCUCAUGGCUGCGAAAGAAGGGUCGGAAGAAAAAGAAGAAGAGGAGGAUGAGGAGGAGGAAGAAUCGGCGCGACGCGGCGCCUUGCGCCGUAAAUCCUGUUACUCGGUGCCGACGAAGAGAGGCGCGCAGGUGUUGCCGAGCGAAGCGGACCGCGAAGAGAACCGAAAACACACCGUUUCAACAUCAGAGGAAAACUAUUCCAGCGAUCCGGGAACGGGCAGAGGGGGUCUGAUAACGGCCCCGAAGAGGAGCAGAUAAAAUUUGUGGCACGGCGGGAUGGAGGAGGAAGUUAAUGGCGGCUGAACGGCGGGGCAGGGUCACGAAAUUUGUGAGGGUUUUUUGUUAGAUUCAUUAGAAACGUACGAUUAGCCUGUAGCCCGAGCCGGUCGCCUCGUAAAAGUAAUCUAUAAUUGGCUCGUAAAACAAUAAACUCUAUUAAGCCCGGAUGUGCACGGAGGUUCCUCGAACAGCCGGCGUAAUGGCCGACGCGUACUUUAAUAACUAAUAACCGAUGAACGUGGCGUAAUCGGAACCCCUUGCACCCUGUUGGUCUGCCGUCUUAAUGCUGUCACGGUUGAUUCUAUGGGAUCCCAUGGAAAACGAGGAACAACGAACGAGAUUCCCUGAGACAAUGGUUCUGACAUUUUAGGAUACCUGAGGAUUGUUUGAUCUAUCCGUGACUAAUUUCUAUGGACACAGAAUGAUGGUUUUUAGAAAGUGUUUGGUUUAUACAGGAAGAAGACCCAUCUGGUAAUUGUUUAUGGCAAUAGAACUUAUUGGUAUGUUUCGUUUAUUUAAGAGAACUAAUCGAAAUUUCUGUCCAACGAUGAUCGAGGAUGGCUCGAAGCCGAAGAUAACUUGGAGCGAAUCUAAAAGCACUCGCAGUUCCUUCUUCCUUCUUCGAGAUAACCGUUGGCCUUCGCUCACUUUUCUCCGCUUUGUUGCAUGCCUGCCGAUACGAUCCAACGAUUCGGUCGAGACCUUAAGCAGCCGUUUGCACGGACCAUAGGAAGCUGAAGAGGGAACCGGAAUUUCAGCGAAGGCCGGCGUGACCUUAUACGAGGCUGCCUCGAUCUCUCGCGAUCAAUUAGAUCGCCGAUAAAGACGACACCGUUCCGGAAGCAACUUGUCAGCUUUUUGUUUAUUCCCCGUUCACUGUUCGCCGGUUAACGACUUUGAAAAUCCUUCUUCUUUUAGAAAUCACCUCCUCUUCUUUCGAAAUCCCCGGAAGAAAUUCCACGGCACGGUUCAAACGGACGCGUUAGCACCAUUUUGGAAAUCGUUCCUUAAAUUUAUCGAUGCAAUUAACCCUUGAAGAAGAAGAAUUUUUAAAGGAACAGUGUAUAAUUUAAAAUGAAAUUAAAAUUGGGGCUCUCUUCAUGGUCCGCCAUUCGAGGGUUAAGAAGCGAACACUUUCAGAACGUCAUUAGGGUGGAGUUGAUCGAAUCGAACCCCAUGAUCUUCGACCGAAAGUCAGCAAAAUCUAGCAACCCCCUCCAGACGAAGCUACCCAGCAACAAUUUAAUUAAUUCCUCGUUCUCCGCCGACAUGCCGGCAACGGGAUCAAACGGAUGAAGCGGAUGUCAGGCGAGGCAAAGCCGAGAAAACGACCUCCGAGUCGUUAUUACCUGUCCGACCGGCCGUUGGAAGCACGUCACUAGUCAGAGGAUCCCUCUGGAGCAGGUAGCACACGUGAACGUGGUUUUCGCGAGGGGGCAAUGGUGUCGGGCAACACUUGUCUCUUCGUGAAAAACUGGACGUUCCUGGUCUCUGACCAUCAGCGUCGCCAACCAGGGUAACUCUCCUUCUUCUAAGAAUGAGUAAACAAAAUAGAAAGAAAGUAAAGAAGUCAAAGAAAUCAUCCUGGGGGGAUAUAUCAGAAGAGGAAGAUACUACACAGAGUCUUAAUGUAUCUGUAAGCAAUACAGACUCUACAGUUGCAUCGUGUUGUAACCAAAACUCUAACGAGGCAAUACGACACAGAUUUGAUAAAUCUACUGAUACCUCAGAGUCAGAAGAAGACAAAAAAGAGUCAGUGUUUAAACAUUCAAAGCCAAACACUAGAAUGUUUUCCUGGUCUGACAAAAACCCAAAACCAGAAAUAGAUGAAGUGAUAUGCUUAGAUUCUGAUUCUUCCGAUGAGUUUAUGCCAAAAUCAGAACACUUUCAUCAUCAGCAAAUGAACAAAAAGUGCAAGACUUAUCAUAGAAAGCAAUUGGAGGAGAAAAGUGAAAGUAAAGAAGAUAUUUCACCUGAAGUAAUAAUGCAAUAUGAUAAUAUAAUAUCAGGGAUUAAAGUGAAGUUUCCUGUAAAACCAUACUCAUGUCAAAUGGCUGUGAUGAAUAAGGUCAUACAAGGAUGCACAAAAAGUGAAAACUGCCUUCUGGAGAGUCCAACAGGGACUGGAAAAACUUUGGCUCUUCUCUGCAGUGUUUUAGCAUGGCAUGAUCAUCAUAUUGCUCAAAUCGAGAAGGAAAACGGCACAAAAAUGGGCGGGGGUGAUGCUAAAUCACUAUAUAAUGAAGGAUGUAAUGAUUUGCAUGAAAUGGGCGGGAGUACAAGUUGUAUGGAUGAGAUGGAUUUGGAAGACUUAUGUUAUGACGCGAUAAAAAAAUAUUCGAAAAUUCCUAAAAUAUAUUAUGGCACUCGAACCCAUAAGCAAAUCGAGCAAGUUAUAAGGGAACUGCGAACAACAAGUUAUCGACACAAAAAAAUGACAAUUCUCAGCAGUCGGGAACAUACUUGUAUCCAGGAUUCGACGAGAAAUAAAACGGAACUCUGCAAGGACCUACUAGAUCCUGUUAAGCACAAAGGGUGUCCAUUUUAUACGGAGAAAAAGAAGGAUGAGCUUUCGAACUUCAACGAGUUGAGUGCUUGCGGUUUAGGCCCUGUAUGGGAUAUCGAAGAAUUAGUGGAGAUAGGUAAAGAAAGAGAAGUUUGUCCUUAUUUUACCGCCAGAGAUUUAAUGAAGCACGCAGAUAUUAUCUUCUGCCCCUACAAUUAUAUAAUCGAUCCCGAUAUCCGCGAAAGCAUGCAAUUAGACCUACAGAACGAAGUGAUCAUCCUCGACGAAGCUCACAACAUGGAGGACAUAUGUAGGGAAGUAGCCAGUGUGGAUUUUCGCGAUGAUCACAUGAUGGCCGCCGCAUUAGAAUGCGAAGCACUUUCGAAACAACGAGAAAUGGACUUUUCAGUCUAUAAUAGAUUGAAACAGUAUAUUACCAAAUUAGUGACAUUUAUGAAGAGCAUCACUCUUAACUUAGUCGGUAAAACCAGUGAGACUAAAUCCAGUCCAUACUGGACCGGCAAAGAAUUAUUAGAAUUAUUUGACAUGCAUGGACUUGGGGAAGAGGCGUAUCAUUCAUUUUUCGAAGCCAGCACAGCAGCAAUUACCGAUCUGAACAACAUGAAGGAGGAGGUACGGAUGACGAAAACAUCUCUGAAACCCGUCAUUUCUUCGAAUACGAAGUUGAUACUAGAACACCUCGUGUUCUCCAUGCGGACGAUCACUUCACCGAAGUACACGGAUGAUUACAGAGCUUGCAUAAUGGAGAACAUCGUAAAAGAUUAUACAUCUUUUCAGGCGAACGAGAAUUCGUGGCUACCAUCCAAUAAACAGGAACACACCGCGCGAACGUUGAAACUGAUCUGUAUGAAUCCAGGUGUGAUAUUCGCGCCGUUGUCCGAGAUGGCUCGCGCUAUAAUUCUUGUAUCAGGUACCCUCGCACCGAUCGAUUCUUUCCAAAGCGAAUUGGGCACAAAAUUCCCGCACGUGCUUAACGCGGGUCACGUGAUUUCAAAGGAUCAAAUAUACGCCACCUGUCUGUCACGAGGGCCCAAUGGAAUUGUACUCAAAGCAAACUAUCAAAACGUUAAUACUUGGAGCUUUCAGGAUGAAUUAGGCUCAUUGCUGCUGCAGAUCUGUGAAGCUGUACCUCACGGUAUUCUUUGUUUCUUUUCUUCGUACAACGUCCUAAAUAUACAUAUGCAGAGGUGGAAACACACCUCGGUUUGGAAUCAGAUCGGCAGGAUUAAAGAGGUGUUCGUAGAACCACGCUAUGGGGGUGAUCUCGGGGAUAUCAUGAGGGACUAUCGGCAGGUAAUAGAAGAUACAUCCGCUGGUCCAUCAGGGGGCAUCAGCGGCGCCUUGCUUUUAGCUGUUUUUCGAGGCAAAGUGGCAGAGGGAAUUGAUUUUAAGGACAACGAAUCUCGUUGCGUUUUAUCGAUAGGAAUACCGUACACGGUUCGAAAUGAUCCUAUCGUCGAUAUGAAGUAUAAGUAUAAUGACGCUAAUACCUCGAAAGGUUUGUUAUCCGGUUAUCAGUGGUAUUCUAUACAAGCAUUCAGAGCUUUAAAUCAAGCCUUAGGACGUUGUCUGAGACACGUUAAUGAUUGGGGAGCAGUGAUAUUAGUGGACGAAAGGUUUCUGAUGAAAUCAUAUAAAGAUAAUCUUCCAAAAUGGGUUAAAACAAUGAUGGUUCCAAGUAACUGUAAUCUUAAGGAAGAACUUCGUGAUUUCGUGGCACAACGGAAGAAGAACGAACGGAAAAGCUAGCCAAACCACAGUAGUUUAAUUUAAUUAAUAAUUUUUAAAUUAUGCUGCAAUCAUUUACUAUAAAAGAAUUUUAUAAAUAGUUUCUUAUUCAGUAAAAAUCAGUAUAAAUGUACAGAUAUCUAUUUUAAAUUUUAAGUGUAUCUCUCUUCUCUAUCGUUCUAAGCUGUUUCCUCUUUAUUUUUUUCAAUUUUGCAGUAUUUGUAAUCUAUAAAAAAACGUUAUAAUUAUUCAUAAUUCUAUUUCGUUAAAACUUUAUGUAACAUAUUACUUACAACUUGAACAAUUUCGCCCUUCUUGCGAUUCUCCUCAGCGCGCUUCAAAUUUUGUCUUCUCCUUUCUUUCUUAGCUUCCUUUUCUGCUUGUUUCUUUGCUUUGAUCUCCCUUGACAUUUCUUUAACACGUUUCAGGUCUUCUCUCAAUUUUUGCUUCUUCUCAAACGAUGAACGCAUGCCACGUGUUUUAACAAUAGACGAGAAUCUGUUUACAAAAUAGGAAAAUCAUAAAUUACAGAUGAUUCUCAAUACAUUUUGCAAGUUUUUAUUACGAACCGUGUUUUCUGUUCCUUCCAUAUUCUACCAGAUUUUGGUUUUCCCUUUGGAAUUAGUUGUUCUAAUUUUUCUUUUUUAGUCUUAACCUUCUUGGAUUCUAAACGUGGAAUACUUGUAUCAGUAACUGGAGAUACGUUCUUGAGUAUGUCUUCUACCCUCGUUACUUUUUCGUCUACUUCCCUCUGUUCACCCAUAAUGUGUACCUUAACGAUAAUACUAAUAAAUAAUCACUAAUUUUUGCAUGUAAACAAUUAACUUGAGUUAGGAAUUCACGUGGAUACUGAAGCCAUAUUGAAAA